Rotaria sp. Silwood2 is the source of this 309-nucleotide messenger RNA. The record is from the annotation of a GenBank genome assembly. NCBI's taxonomy places the organism in Eukaryota, Metazoa, Rotifera, Eurotatoria, Philodinida, Philodinidae.
AUGAAAGCUGGUCAAUUCUCUAUCUAUGAUCCAGGCGAACAGCAAUUACACUAUCGAAUCCAAUCUCAAAUUGCUCUUUGGCAAAUCCUCGAACUGGUUGCAUAUCCAUCCAAUCAAGUGAUUGCGAAGCUUAACAGUCGAUGGCAUACUUUGUUAUACGAAGCAACUAUUUCAAUUUUUGAUUCUCAAUCAAAUCAAUGGAUCGAUGGACAAAUUCGAAAACAUUUUACAUUCUUUGGAGAUAAAUAUACUAUUGAAUGGAAUGGAAAAAGUAUGGUAAUGGAAACCAAGUUCCUUUCUUUCACUACU